UAAACAAGUGACUAUGGCCUACUAUAACAUUAUUUUUCAAGGAAAUGUCAUUGGUGUGCUGCCUAAGAGACAACGAUUUUGAUGUUACAGACAUGGCUGCUAUAAGAAAGAAGCUAGUCAUUGUAGGAGAUGGUGCAUGUGGUAAAACAUGUCUCCUGAUUGUGUUCAGCAAGGACCAGUUCCCUGAAGUCUAUGUGCCAACAGUAUUUGAAAAUUAUGUAGCAGAUAUAGAAGUAGAUGGAAAACAGGUUGAACUAGCCCUUUGGGAUACUGCAGGCCAAGAAGAUUACGACAGAUUACGUCCCCUGUCCUACCCCGACACUGACGUCAUUCUCAUGUGCUUUUCCAUAGAUAGCCCCGACAGUUUGGAGAACAUCCCUGAAAAAUGGACACCUGAAGUGAAGCACUUUUGUCCAAGUGUUCCAAUAAUUCUUGUAGGAAAUAAAAAAGAUCUUAGAAAUGAUGAAAACACCAAACGAGAGCUAAUGAAGAUGAAACAAGAACCAGUCAAGGCAGAAGAAGGAAGAUCCACAGCAGAAAAAAUCAAUGCUUUUGGAUACCUAGAAUGCUCAGCUAAAACCAAGGAAGGAGUGAGGGAAGUAUUUGAAACAGCCACCAGAGCAGCUCUACAAAAGAAGAGAAAGAAGAGGGGAGUUGAACUAGCCCUUUGGGAUACUGCAGGCCAAGAAGAUUACGACAGAUUACGUCCCCUGUCCUACCCAGACACUGACGUCAUUCUCAUGUGCUUUUCCAUAGAUAGCCCCGACAGUUUGGAGAACAUCCCUGAAAAAUGGACACCUGAAGUGAAGCACUUUUGUCCAAGUGUUCCAAUAAUUCUUGUAGGAAAUAAAAAAGAUCUUAGAAAUGAUGACCAGACCAAACGAGAGCUAAUGAAGAUGAAGCAAGAGCCAGUCAGACCAGAGGAAGGAAGAGCCACCUCAGAAAAAAUCAAUGCUUUUGGAUACUUGGAAUGCUCGGCUAAAACCAAAGAGGGGGUACGAGGAGUAUUUGAAACAGCUACCAGAGCAGCUCUUCAAACAAAGAAAAAGAAGCGUGGUGGCUGUGUGUUGCUAUAACUACUCCGUUAUUAUAUAUACUGCUUUGUAGUGAACAUUGUACUGAAUGAUGAUUACGAAACAAGCUUCAUCUAAACUGUGUGCUGGGCAUAACAGUAUCACUCUACGUUCUCAGAAGGCUACCAUCCUUUAUACCUGUACUAUAGUCUAAUGAAGGCUCUGUCCUCGUCAUAUUGCUUAACAACUGUAAAAAUGUGUGACUCACAGGUUAUUUCCUGUCAUUUCAUUUGAUGAAUUUCAGAUCUUUCAUUGUGGGGGAAAGAAAGUUAA
Messenger RNA from Pecten maximus, 1346 nucleotides. Its product is annotated as ras-like GTP-binding protein RHO. NCBI's taxonomy places the organism in Eukaryota, Metazoa, Mollusca, Bivalvia, Pectinida, Pectinidae. Gene Ontology annotation, biological process: cell migration; small GTPase-mediated signal transduction. The transcript is spliced from 4 exons. The record is from RefSeq and is a predicted model, not a curated record. Gene Ontology annotation, molecular function: GTP binding; GTPase activity. Bases 45 to 1076 code for a protein of 343 amino acids.